Cetraspora pellucida is the source of this 129-nucleotide messenger RNA. NCBI's taxonomy places the organism in Eukaryota, Fungi, Glomeromycota, Glomeromycetes, Diversisporales, Gigasporaceae. The record is from the annotation of a GenBank genome assembly.
AUGACAUCACGAUCUACAAAGUCUGUUAUACAUAGGGAUGUUAAAAGUCCGUUCUGGUUCGACUCUACUCCAAAAGUAGAGUUUUAUUUUGUAUUCGGUUUGGAGUCAGACUCGGAACCGACUUGUUAA